UCCACAGAGGCAUCACUUCAUCAUCAACAACCGAAGAGAAUAACUUCCAAGACAUCAUGUUGAAGUUGACUGUCUUCUUGGGGAUCAUUGCUGCAGUCCUGGCAGUACCUAAACCAGAACCGGAUGUCCUCGCGGCAUCACUCAUCCAAGCACCACUCGCCACGAGUUACUCCAACAGUUAUCACGUAUCAUACAAGGCCCCGCUGAUUGCAUCCGCUCCAAUCAUCGCACCAGCUCCAGCAAUCGCAUACACUGCACCCAUUGCAGUACUCUGAAUCAUGAAGCAGUGGUCAUGGCCAUCGGUCUGAAGCCCAUCAAUUUGAACAUCAGAGCUCUCUUUCAUCCAUUCGUAACAAUCAACUCAUGUUCUCAUCUUCGAUUUUUAAAUCGGUCUCCAAUUUACCGAUUGUGAUUAUAAAGUAUCAGCACUCAGAGAAAUAAAAUUGAAAUACCAAACAAAGAA
Messenger RNA from Fopius arisanus, 463 nucleotides. RefSeq lists its product as uncharacterized. NCBI's taxonomy places the organism in Eukaryota, Metazoa, Arthropoda, Insecta, Hymenoptera, Braconidae. Bases 57 to 275 code for a protein of 72 amino acids. The record is from RefSeq and is a predicted model, not a curated record. The transcript has a single exon.